GUGAUUUGACCCCUCGGCGGGAGGACCACGACCAUCUAGCCGCCUCGGUUGUGGCCAUAAUAGGACGGCCUGUAUCUUUCCUCUUCACCGUCUGGCUUCGGAUGCUCUACACACCAAGGAAUAUUUGUCCCCAUCUAUCAUGGCUUCCAGGGGGGUUUCUACUCUCAAAUUCGUCGGCACCGUGUCGCUGGGGCUGCUGACGGGCCUGUCCUAUACUCUGUCGGCCCUGACCGUCCCAACACUCCUCACGCUGCCCACCGCCAACGAGGCAGCCAAGGCCUUCCGGUCCCUUGCCACCACUGCGGGCACGCACCUGCGCACCCUCGCCGGCAUCUCCAGCACCGCCUUCUUCCUCGCCUUUGCCCUGUCCCCCCGAUCCGCCCGCCACCCGUACCUGCUGUACACCUCGGUGCUCGUCGCCCUCUCCCGCCUCAGCGUAUCCGACAUGGUCGCACCGUACCUGUUCGCCCACCCCCACACGCCCGCGCAGCAAAGGCAGUCGUCAUCUUCUGCUUCUCGCAAGGACCGGUCGGCCGCCCGACGCAUGGAGGCGAGCUACGACGUAAUCGGAGGCUCCGACGCCCACAGCGACUCGGCAAGCGACAGGAGCAGCGAGGAAGACGCAGCGACGGCCGACAACAACUUCAACGGCGAGGAGGUCCGCGGCGAGGUCGAGUCGUUCCUUAAGAAACAGGUCGUCUCUACCGCGACGGCGGGGCUGGGCUUCCUCAUGGCUGUGGUCGGCAUCUGGGGCGACGGUGCCGUGGGCUACGUCAGCGAGACGGUUGUCAGGGUUGUUGAGUUCUGAGGAGAUACAGGCAGGUUGUGCUAGUUGACGAGCAGUGGGACGCACAAGAGACGUUAACCCAGGGUUUGAGUUUUCAACGGGAAUGUGCAGGCGUUUGAAAAUGGCAGGCACAAUCAAAAGAGAAUCAAUCCCUUGUUGAUGGACGUUGGGAGCUUGAUAGCUUGUGGAGGUUAAACGUGUCUCUCCUCUUUGUACUUCCACUCCUUUCACUCCUCUCCACCCAGCCUCAGAAAGACAGACAUGCUUACGACAAACAUCAAUGAUAUCACUUUGGACCACGGUAGUGCCUGUGUUUGUUUUGGGGAGUGGUGCAAAAAGACAGUGCGACGGCCGGGGUUUGAACCCGGGUCUCCUCCUAGCCCCUUUGCAGCUUGAAAUGGAUUAUUCCAAAUGGGAGGGAGGUGAGUUAACCACUACUCAACCGUCGCAUGGUUUGAGGGAUUGUCAGGGUCUGAUGUGGUCUGGUCUGGGGUGGGGCGGGGUGGGUUGGGUUAGCUGUGUUCCCUCGGAAGGUUACCUGCUGGAGUUGAAACUCCAGGCA
Molecule: messenger RNA, 1349 nt
Organism: Diaporthe batatas
Lineage: Eukaryota; Fungi; Ascomycota; Sordariomycetes; Diaporthales; Diaporthaceae
Exons: 2
Coding region: 140-808 (222 amino acids)
Biological process (GO): autophagy of mitochondrion
Cellular component (GO): mitochondrion
Source: RefSeq, a predicted model, not a curated record